Messenger RNA from Ambispora leptoticha, 303 nucleotides. The record is from the annotation of a GenBank genome assembly. Lineage: Eukaryota; Fungi; Glomeromycota; Glomeromycetes; Archaeosporales; Ambisporaceae.
AUGCCCACUCCAAAAAUUCCCACAAUCGGAAUUACGAUAACCACCCAGAUAGCCUCUUCUGUUAUUCCGAAGAUUUUCCACAUUAUUUCUGUUAACGUUAAUGAUGGAUUAAAAAUGUUGGUAUCGUUUCGAGCAGCAUUCGAAGACGCAGACGAGGACGUAGAUGCAGAAGAUGUAGAGGAAGCAGUGGUUACGGGCAUGUUACUUUUAAUCGGUGUAAUUUUUCGUGAUGAUGAAAACUCUGUAGUUGAUAUUUUCGAGAUAAUUAAAACUAUCAAAUCAUUAUUGUUCAGCACUAAAUGA